AUGAACAUAGGGUUAGGUACAUACCUCUAGCUUCAUUACAACUCAACCUUACUAAUAGUUUCAACCGUCUGUUAUAUUUAAUUUCUUAUUCGCAUUUAUACUAUGAACUCUAUAGAGACUGAACGGAUUACGUAUCCCAUGCGACGAAAUAAUACCAAUUUUGAUCCCUUUCUUAGAUUCAAGGAAACUUGGAAACGCUCACUCCUAGAAAACAGUUCAACUUUGCCCCAUGAGUUCCCGAAUUACUACCUCUCUAACCCGGAGUGUUUAGUGAGCACAGCGACAGUGAAAUCUUUUUGCAUAGGCACUGGUGCAUCUAUAUUCUUGCGCUCAUUACUUCCCGCGAUAGCCGCGGCUAAACAUGAAGUCAUUCUUGUCACUUGUUUCUGGGCGCGUGGUCCCACUCUAGACGCGUUGAGGGAAACACUGGAAAAGCUCGCUGAAUAUCGCCGUGAGCUCAUCCGUAGCAUUCGUUCAACUAAUACAGGGCUAGACGCAUUGCCACCUUUAAAAAUACGAAUAUGCUUCUCAUCGAGGUCCCUGUUUCAAAAGCUAUUCCACCCAUCCUCGAAGGAUGGGUACGUGUAUCCCCCUUCGACGUGGCCGGCACGAUUGGGUUUACCAAGUCAGGAGGUUUUAGAGGCCGGGCUCAUCGAUUUACGAGUGAAAAGCUUGUUCUUUUUGCCCUUUAGCGUGAUGCAUCCUAAAUUCCUUAUCGUUGACCGCGAGAGAGCCUGGCUUCCUAGUUGUAAUGUGAGUUGGGAGGAUUGGUUUGAAGGGUGUGUCGAAGUGGCCGGUGACGCAGUGACCACCUUGGUCGAGUUUUACCGACAUGUAUGGGACAAGCAACUUGAGAGCCAUCUUCCCGACGGAGAUGGGUUGAGUCCCGAUCAUCCUCAGCCUCUAACACUAGCUGAGUCCGUGCAAGUAUCGACGUCGCGAAAUCAUCCUAGUACUUUGGAAAACUUUGUAUCGGAUAUUGAGACCCCGGCGAUUCUUCUGCCGUCUUCUCAUCACUGUAAUCCAAGGUUCGAUUUAAUCCCGUGGCACAAUCAUCCACCGCCGCCGUCGACGCCCCUCAAUACAGCUGUAUUGCAACUCCUAUAUAUGGCAGAGCAUACUGUUUAUAUGCAAACCCCAAACUUGACAUCUGCGAUGGUAAUUGACAAGCUUUUAGAGGCUUUAGAACGAGGAGUCAACGUCACUAUCGUAACUAACGCGCGACUAAUGCUUCUAGAGCAGCUUGUCACAGCCGGAACUACGACGUCUCGCUGCCUUAAUUCACUCAUUAGUAGAUAUAAAAGGCUCAAAUCACAGAAUUCUCUAUCUACCAGUAACGACAAUCCGGAGAACUCAAGCAUGGCUGUUGAUAUCGAAGCGCAGCAACCUCAAUUAGGGGUCUUAAAUGUCUAUUAUUAUCGCCCCAACUCUGAAGGCCAGACUAACGUAAUGGCCAGUGAGCCGGUACAAUCACAUCUUAAAUUAACUAUCAUAGAUACUCAAUAUGUUGUCCUUGGAUCUGGAAACAUGGAUCGCGCAAGUUGGUUUACUAGUCAAGAGCUAGGUAUAUUGUUCCACUCGAAAGACUUUGCGACGGCAUUAGAAAAUGCUGUUUUUGGUAUACUUGAUAGUAGGCGAGAAUCGGUUUUCCUCUCGGACGAGUUAAGAGAUUAGAAGAUCCUACUGUCGCGAGGUUAUCCAAUAGGGUUACUGAACAGUUCUCACAGCUGCCUCGUGACAUCAGUGGCAAACGUGAAACUCCAGUAAGGGACUUCCACAACUAGGUUGGUCCUGGCUGGGAAUCAAGCCUCUUUU
Messenger RNA from Daldinia caldariorum, 1815 nucleotides. Its product is annotated as phospholipase D/nuclease. The transcript has 3 exons. Lineage: Eukaryota; Fungi; Ascomycota; Sordariomycetes; Xylariales; Hypoxylaceae. The record is from RefSeq and is a predicted model, not a curated record. Gene Ontology annotation, molecular function: catalytic activity. Bases 103 to 1674 code for a protein of 523 amino acids.